UUCAGUCGUACGUCCAGCUCCAAGUAGAAGCGAGGGUGCCCGUAUCACUGAGAAAAAAAAUCCGUGUUUUCUUUUUCUCUUCGGUUUUGAGACAUUCAUACUGAAGACAACACAAAAAAGCCCCAACAAUCUUGCCAUCAAUUAGGAGCAACAGAAAUGGCGUGCGGGACCGCUUUGCGUUUCGUCUUAUUAGCACAACCGUGGCUACCCGUUCGUCUCAACCGGACCUCCGCUUGCGCUUCAUUGAGAACCAGUGUUUCUUCUACGCCCAGGUUGAGCGGCAAAUUCCGGACCCUUAGGGCCCCAGAUUUUCACUCGGCGAAACGAACUCCACUCUAUUGCUCUCACAACGAAACCCCAUCAUCUCAGGACGACCAGGGUCCGCCUCAAGAAGCUGUUCUCAAAGCUAUUUCAGCAGAGGUGUCUAAGACGGAAGGGAGAGUUGGGCAAACCACAAAUGUGGUUAUUGGUGGCACCGUAACGGACGAUUCAACCAAUGAAUGGCUUGCUUUGGAUCAGAAGGUAAACUCAUACCCAACAGUGCGAGGAUUUACAGCGAUUGGAACGGGUGGCGAUGAUUUUGUGCAAGCUAUGGUUGUUGCCGUUGAAUCUGUGCUUCAACAACCAAUCCCUGAGGUAGGUCGGGUGAGGCAGAAAGUGUCAUCAAGAGGCAAAUAUGUAUCUGUGAACAUUGGACCUGUUCAAGUUGUUUCGAGUGAGCAGGUCCAAGCUGUAUACAAUGCCAUGAGGAGAGAUGAACGGAUGAAGUACUUUUUGUAGUGUGGUGGUUUCAAUUUUGUAUAGAUUGCUGAUUAUCAAUGGCUGUAUGAUUGCCCAUCGAUUUUCAGUUUCUUUUGUUAUCUUUCCAUGUUAGCCUGGUAUGUUCUAACCCAUGAUAUAAUUGUAUUCGAGGAAAUGAUAGUUCAAAAUUAAUCUACUGUAUAUUCUCAAUAUUUAUUUGUUACUCAUAAAAGAAGUCCUCAAAUUUUCCUA
Molecule: messenger RNA, 993 nt
Organism: Corylus avellana
Lineage: Eukaryota; Viridiplantae; Streptophyta; Magnoliopsida; Fagales; Betulaceae
Product: phosphoribosylformylglycinamidine synthase
Source: RefSeq, a predicted model, not a curated record